AAUGGAGCCAAUUUGGGGGCUGGAUAUCCCACUGCCAGACCAUCUCAGUCUUAUUCUACUUAGUUUCUUGGUUUGUGGCACCUGGGUGUUGUUUUCUAGGUAUCGGAGCCGGACACAGGUGGUAGCCAAGUCAGAGACAGGAAGAAUUAUGGGCCAGAGUUUUAACUGUGGGAUAGCAACCCCAUUCCACACUUGAUGCCCUGUCUUUCUGCUGGAGGCUUCAAAGCAACAUAUUCUUGAACAGAUGGAGAAACUCACAGUUUCACAAUUCGAAGACUCCAGGAUGAACUUUAUGGAAAAUGAUCUGACAUGUGUUUCAGGACUUCCUAUGGGCUGGACCCAGGAGUAUAUAUUAUGGUCAAUAGACAAGAGCCUUCAGCAGAUCUUCCAACAUCUGGAAAAUGCAAGCUCAACGCUUAUGGAACUGGGUUUACCAGAAUCCCAUGAAGCGUCUUCCUCCUCCAUCUCUGACACUAUGGCUCGGGAGCUUGCCUCACCUUGCUGUUACUGUGAAAAGGGGAAAUGUUCUACUGACUACAGCAUAUCCUCUGAAUCCUCCAACCAUAGCUCGAUCCUGUCUUGCCUUCCGAUCUUUUCUGAAAGAACAACUUGGCAAAGCCAGAGACAUGGUGUCCCUGAUUCCUCAGAAAAGGAAUUGCCUGUGUCCGGGAGCCAAAGCACACCAGUGCCUACCUUUCAGCUGAUGGAUACUAAGAAGUCAGAUCUUUUCCAGAAUUUUGCAGUCAUCCCUCCCGUACAAGCUCAAAGCUCUUUUAUUAGCUCUAUUUUACAAUCCCUAGAUCCUUGCAAACAAGAGAAAACAGAAGAUAAGAGAAAGAAUCAUUUGCUAUCAGGUCAUGGGUCAAGUUCUGUUUUGAACGAGAGACUGGGACCCUUCAUCUGGGCUCCACUCCGGGUCUCUCCUUUAGUCAGAGGAGAGCUGGAAGGACAUAUAUCUCAGAAGGUUUCUACUCUGAAGAAACAAGUGGUACCUCUGCCCGUGAAGAAAUCAUGGGACAUACUCAAUCAUCUGAUGGAUGCUCAAGGAGUUCCUAAACAAAAAAUCCCCAAGACUCAGUUACCUCCACCCACCCCCCAGAGAACUGAGCCAAAUACCUACAGAUCUUCAGAUGUUCCAUCAAUUCAUCUCCAUGUGAACAUUGGGGUGAAUUCUGAAGUAAAUAGGACAGAAGCAAGAAUGUCAAAGUCACUUACCUCCAACAAGCAGUUAGAAUCUAAGAAUGACCACCAAAUCAUUAGAUACAAUCCUUUAGUUAUAUCAAUGGACACGCCGUCUUCCAGAAAUUUAGAAAUUAAUGCAGUUCAGGAAGAAACCACUUUAGUAGAAAAGGAUCCAAAGCCCGUGUUAGAGCUAAAUAUAGAACAGAGGGUCAUAGGUCUUCCAGAAGAAAGGAUACCUUUACAUAAGGCACAAGAAACUAAUGUGGGGCUGACACCCAAGGUACCAUGUUCAGCCGCAGACAGCAUAAAGGUCACUCCAAUGGCAUUGCUUCAGGUUAUGGGUUCAAUGGGAAUGAUCCCAGAUUCACAUUCAGAGGUAAUAGACUCUGUGGGGAAGACGAAAGAUAAGACUGACUUACCACAGCCACCAAACCAAGCUGAAACAGUGAAUAUGCCUCCGGAGACAUCAUAUCCGGUAAUCGAGUCAAUAAAAGUAGCAAGUCCUCAGCGCGAAACGAGUGAAUCAGAGAGUAUGACCUCAAGACUACAUCAAAUCACAGACAACACAAAAGUGACUCCUGUAGCAUUGUUUCAUGUCUUGGAUUCUAGGGCGCUGAUUAAUGAAUUAUGUUCGCGUGUCAUAGAAUCAGCAGGAAUAGCCCCAAAGCCACAAUACCAAGUCAUGAAAUCAGUGGGGGUAGAUACAUUGCAUAAGGAUCAAGCUGAAGAACCAGCAAAGGUGAGUCCAGGGCCGCAUCAAACCGUCUUCAAAGCUAGGGAAAGGAUUCCACAGCCUCAGCAUGAAGUCACGGAAACAUUAAACAUGGACUCAGGGUCACAGAAUCAAGCCACAAAACAGACCAGGUUUACUCCUAGUUCACUCCAACCUACACUGCCACCACCUAAAGUCCUGGACUCAUCAAGGGUGAUCCUAGAACCAUCAGAAAAUUCCAUAUGUGCACUAAAGUUAUCCUCAGUGGUACAGGGGUCACCCACGGGAGUGACCAUACCGCCACAAGCUGGUUUGAUUACACAGUCAGUGGCUCAAGCAAAAGAAUCUCUAGAGUUGCCUUCUGCAACCCAGGUUCAAGUCAGAGACUCCAUAGAGAUGACACUACAUCAAGGGACAGAGUAUGUGUCAUUGACUCCAAAACUGCCUCAUCAGGUCAUGGACCCUUUGGAGUUCACCCCAUGGCACCAAGACUUAGACUGUUCAGAGAUAAGCCCAAGACAAAGUCACAUAAGGACAGAACCUAUGGAGUUGACCUCAGAUAUCUGGCCACAAAGGAAGUCUCCUACAGAGAUGACACCAUCACAUCAUCAAAUAACAGAAUCUAAGGCAACAGCCCCGGAGGCAUCAGAUCAAGGGACAAUACCUAUAGGAAUGAGCCAACAGCAUCAACUUACAGAAUCUGGAGUAGUACCAGCUACUCCAAAACUUCAAGAAAUAGAGUAUUUUGGGGGAGAAACAACCCCACAACCUAAGGUUAUAGAGUCAGUGAACUUAUCCCCAGAGUUACAGGAUGUAAACUCUAAGAAUCUAGUCCCAGAUCCAAGAUCGGAAGGUAUGAAACCUGUGGACAUAUCCAAAGACUUAGUUUCAGAAAUGGUCAAAGAUGGACCUCUGACCCUAACGGUGGUAUCUACAGAUGUGGCCCCAGAACAACAUCAGCAGAGCGUACAGUCUGCGAAAUUAACCGCCGUAUCACAAUUGCAAACUGAGAAACCUGUCCCAUCAGCCCCAGAGUCUCAGCUUCAAGAUGUGAAGUCUGCCCAACUAACAAUCGAACCACAACUCCAAAGUGUACAAUCUGCUGGGUUGGCCCUAAAUCCACAGGUGCAAAGUAAUAUAUCAGUAAAUUUGAUUCCUUGUUCACAGUCUCAAGGUAUGGAAGGUGUUGGUUCAGCCCUACCACAGGAGGUACAAGAAGAUAUAAAAAUGGUGGCAUUGACUCCAAGACUACCACUUGAAGAUAUAGAACCUGCAAAUUUGGCCCCAGAACCAUGUUCACAAAACACCAGCUCUGAUGAGAUAACCCAUGUACCACUGCUUGAAGAUACAAAUAUUCCAUUGGUAGACUGUAGGAGUUUAAUUCCUGAGACUCUGGUAGAAAGUAUGAAAAUUAGUGAGUUGACCACACACCUUUAUGCAGUAAAACCUUCAGAUGUAGAUGUGGGCCCCGACUCAAGUUAUUCUUUCCCAGAACCUGAAGGGUUAACUGAACAGCAACAAGCCUCAGAAGCAAGGGUGACCUCUGACACUUGUCAUCCGAGGAACGAAUCUGCUGAGUCAACACAGUCAUCAGUAAGAAUGACCCCAGCACCACUGAGCCAAACCUCAGAAUCUACGGAAAUGAGCUUACCACCACUCCUAGAUACUUUGGAAACUAGGACCCAAGUUUUAGAAGAGAUGAAGGAGACUCCAGAGUUACAAAGCACAAUUAAAGAUACUCUGGAUUUGCUACCGGAAUCAGAAGUACCAACCAUAAACCCAGAAGUGAUGGCCCCAGAACCACAGUUCCUGGAUGAGAACUUUACUCAUGUGAUGCUAGAACCAUGUUCGGAAGUUACUAACCCAUCAGAAAUAAGUCUAUAUGAAUACACAGAAAGCACUGGAUUGACAUUGCCUGAAGUUGAUGAUACCCAGGGGACCACUGUAGAAACAUAUCCAGAAAUGGGUUCUCAGGGGUUGAAUCUAGAACCAAGAGUGCAAAUUGAGGAACCAGAGUCAUUGGCAGAAAAAUUAAAAUGUGAAGAAUUAACCUCUGAACCAUCUGUAUUGGUUGAACCUACAGAGUUAACUACAGGACCCACACCACAUAUUAUAGAUGUGAUUCCAGGGCCACAGAUCCACAAAGUAAAGUCUAGACAAAUAAAUAAAGGAUUAGAGUUACGAAAAGCGAUAUCUGUGGAUUUAGUACAAAAGUCAUCUAUAGGAGUGGUAGAUCCUGAAAAGGCAAAACCAGAGCUAGGGUUACCGAGCUUAUCACCAAAGGGGUCGUCUGAGGGGAUUCCAAAUGUGAAGUCUGUGGAUUGGAAUCUGGGCCAAGAGCAGCCAAUUGUCAAAUCAGGAUUGAUUCCAGGGCCACAAUUGCAAAGCGUCAGAUUUCCAAAGUUACAUCAAGGGCUACUUCUUCAAGGGGAAAAUGCAGCAAAUUCUAUCUCGGCCCCCCCACAUUAUAGUGUGAAAUCUGAUGAAGCAAUAUCAUAUUCCCAAAUGCCAGAAAUCGGAUCAUCCGGUUUUAUUCCAGGGGCAAAGGUUCCAGAACCACAACAACCACAUGUGAAGUCUACGGACGUAUAUCUAGGACCAUGCUUGCAAGAUGUGAGAUUUUCUGAUUCGGUCCCAGAAUCCAAGCACCAUGGUUUCACCACACAGUUUAUACCAGGCUUUCCGCUUCAAGGAAGGAUAUCACAGGGGUUUAUGCCGUUAACCCAAGAGCCAAAGUUCGAAGAUAGGAAGCUUGCUCUGCCUACACAAGGAUCAGAGUUUCACAGCAUAAAAUUUGCAAGACAAGCCUCUGAACUACAACGUCCAUGCAUGAUCUCUGAGAAGAUUAACACAGGACCUCGGGAACAAGAUACCAAAUUUUCCGAGUUGGCUUCAAGACCAAAACUUCAAGGGGUAAUAUUUGGGGAGCAAAUCUCGGGAUCGAUAUUUGUUAGUGGAAGUUCUAUGACUCCAGAGUUAAAGAUACACAGUCCCAAACUAGCAAAGACGACUCCAGGACUACAGGAUUCAAGGCAGAUGAGUUGUAAUUCGGGGCCAUGGCUACAAGAUGUCAAAUUUUUGGAUGGAACACCGGGAACUCUCUCACAAGGUGUGAAAACCUCGGAGAUAAACUCAGGGCCACACUUAGAAUGUGUAAAAAUUUUUGAGUUGACCACACAGCCAGAGGGGCAAGGAAUGAAACCAGAACUGAUAGUACAAGAGUCCCCAUUUCAAGAUGUAAAACGUGUCACGGGGAAUCAAGAGCCAAGCUUUGAAGACAAAAUGUCUUAUAAAGUGAUAUCUGAGCCACAGAGACCAAUGGCAGAACCAGUGAAGUUGGAUCCUGGGAGACACUUAGCAAAUGUAGAUCAUCCUGAGUUGACCAGAAGACCACAGACCCAAGGCAUAGCACCUUCCGAAUUGAUCAAAGGACAGCUUUUGGGACAUGUAAAAUCUGCAGAGAGGAACACAGUCUCAAAGCAAGAAGCUCUGACGUCUGUGGAAUUAACACCAGGGCCACAUUUGGGAGAUAUUAAAUCUACAAAACUAAAGACAAAGUCAGAGCUGGAGCAUAUCAGAUCUAUGCUGUCAUCCCCAGGGAUGCAAGCAGGAGAUAGGAAACUUGAGGGGGUGCCCCCAGGCUCCAGUUUGAAGGGUUUAAAACCGAAGUUACUACCUUCAAAGCCAAAAAUAGAAGAUAGGAAACCUGUGAUCUUAACUGUAGAAGAGUGUCUCAAGAGGAUAAAAUCUACUGUGGUAUCCCCAAAUAGUUCCCUGAGAGGAGAUAUGAAAUCUGUGAAGUUGAUUCCAGGUUCAAAAGUUCAAGAGUUGAAAAAUAAGGGGUUGACCCGUGGUACACAUGUUCAAGAUGUAAAUGCCAUGGACUUGAAACUUGACCCAACAAAGCGAGGGGAUAGUCCUGUGACUUUUGUACCAAAGAUGCUGUUAAAAGAGAAGUCUAUGGAGGUGUGUCAAGGGCCUCAACUGCAAGGUAUAAAACCCAAGGAACUGACUUCACAGUCACAAAUGCAAGAUAGGAAACCUGUGGUCGCACCAUGUUUGAAACAGCAAAGUCUAAAACCUAUAACUGCAGCCAAAAUACAAGAGAUCCAAGGAGUAAAAUUUGUAGAUUUCACCUCAACAAAACAGUAUAAAGGGAUUGCACCCAUGGACUUAACUGUUAAGUCUCGACAGGAUGACCAGAUAACUGUAAAAUCACUAGAGAGGAAAGAUGGGAUUUUUGAGCAAAAGAAAAAACGGCUUGAAUCAGAAAAUACAUUGCCCAUGGAGUCAGCUCUAGAACCCAAACCUGCAGAUACAAAACCCAUAGAGAUCAACUCUGAGUUACAGUUCAAAGACACAACCUCUUUUGAAUUGUCUCCUGAGCCGGUUGUUCAAAGUGUAAAAGCUGAAGAACUCCAGAAUGAACUCCAGGGGCCAAGUAUGCAACCUUGCCAGUUGACUGCAGGGUCUCAGAUGCAUCAAAAGAAAGCCUUAGAGCCAACAUUAGCUCCACAGCUUCAAGGUGUGGAAACUAUGGCACUAAAUACAGAACCCCGAGUUGGAAGUACAAGGACUAUUCAAUGGAUACCAAUAUCUGAGUUUCAAAGUGAGAAAGGUGUAGGGUCAGACUCAAGGUCACAGUCUCAACAUGCCAGACCUACAGAACUGAAACCGCCUAUACCGUGGAGGGGUGUGAGGUCAUCUGAACUGACUGCCAGGUCAAAAAUUCAAGGAGAAAAAUCUGUGGCAUCUCAUCUCGAGCCACAGUUGCAGGGAGAAAAAACCUCUCCAUUAGCAAUAGGGUUGCAGGAACCAAAGACUUUGAACUUGACUUCAGAGCCACAGCCUCAAGGCGUCACAACAGAGGAGCUAAACAAAGAGCCACAGGCUGAACACAUAAGAUCUGUUCAGUGGAUACCUCUACAGGAGUUCCACAGUGCCAGGUUUUUAGGAUUCAAUAGUGGGCCACCAUCUCAAGGUGUCAAACGGACAGAACGGAAACCCUUCAUAAAAUUGGGAGGUGGGAAGCCGUCGGAAAUGACUCAAGGGCCAAAACCUCAAGGGAAAACUGUGGAUGUUAACCUCGUGCCACAAGAGCAGUGUGUGAGGACCCUCCAGUUGUCACCAGGACCAGAGCUACAAAAGGGGGGCGACUCUGCCUCGUCUUCAGCAGCACAGCCUCAGUGUGUGGAAACUGUGCCCUUGCACCAUGGACCACAGCUUGAAAACGCAAAAUCUGUCCUCCAAGAUAAGACACUUAUGCAGAAUCUUGGGUUACAGCCUCAAAGUGUCACUUCCAAAGAGUUAAAACCCUUGGCACAAGAAAGGGACAUGAAGACAUCUGAGGAGUCGACGACCAGGCCCAAAACGGAACCUUCCCGGUCAGCUCAGGAAUGCUUGUCUCCUGGGCUCAAAACAAUUGAUUUGAAAUCUGAGUUACCGUUUAGAAAUAUGAAAGCAUGUGACCCCAUCUUAAGGUCAAUGAUCAGUAAUGUAAAACCAAUGACAUUCAAGCCCAGGCUCCCUAUGGAAGACAAGAGCUCUCCUGAAUUGACCCCUGGGAUACAGUCACAAGAAGCAAAACCCUUAAAGUCAUCCCCGGAAACACAGCCUCAAGACAUGACAUCUUCAGUGUUCAAACAAGAGUCGCAGUCUUCAGAAGUGAAAUCUGGAGUAUCAGGCCAAGGGUCACAGUCACAAAACAAUAAAAAUAUAGUUUUGAAGAGUGAGAAACCCUCUGGGUUGGCACUCCAGACGAAGCCUCAAGGUUUGAAAUCUGAGAUGAAGUCUGAGCCCCAGGGGCAAAGUGCAAAAUGUUCUGACUUGACACCUGAGACAAAGUCCCAAAAUACACAAUUUAAGUUCAGCGCCAGCUCACCGUUGAAAAGUAAGCCAUUUACUAAUUUAAUCAUGGGGACCAAAAUUGGAAGGGUCAAGCCAGACCCUAAGCCUGGGCCACAGUCCCAAGGUAUAAAACCGGACUCAGUUCUGAAGACAAAGCCUCAAGAAAUGGAGACAGAAGACUACGGAUCGGGCCCGCAGUUACAAGAUCUGCAGUCUUUGCGGACGAUCAUGGGUGUAAAAGUCCAAGAUGUCAAAUCUAUGGCCUUCAGUCCUAGACCACGCUUAGAAAGUUUACCACCUGAAGUCAUCACAGAGAAGAACGUUCUUGGUGUGAAACCAGCAGAAAUCAAACCUAGUCCCAAAUUACAAGGUGAGAAACCUGAGAUUACCCCAAGGAAGUUGUUUUUAGGCACAAAAUCUUUAGAGUUGGAUUCAGGCCUUAAUUUGCAAGAUUUGAAAUAUCCUGAGCUGAUCAUGGGCAUGAAACUUCAAGGGGUAGACUCCAUGGAACAACACUUGACACGUAUAAAGCCUUCUGAGGUGAUUCCGGAAAUAAACUCUCAAGGUGUAACAGCAGUGGACUUCGACUCUGGACCACAGACACCAAAUAAAAGGCCUUCUGAGUUCGUUCAAGGGGAAAAGCUCCAAGAUAAGGAAUCUGUAGAGUUUAAUCAAGGUCUAAAGUUACAAAGUAUGAUUGUCGAGUCAGUACCAGAGACAAAGCCGCAAGAUGGGGAAUCUGUAAAGUUAAACUUAGGCCCUCAGAUGCCAGAUAAGAAAUAUUCUAAGUCAGUUCUGGGGACAAUACUUCAAGACGGAAGGUCUACAGAGGCCAAUUCUGGCCCAUACUUACAGGGUGUAAAGCCUUCUGAAGGGAUUUCAGGGGACACAGUUCAGAAAGAGAAACCUGUGGGCCCUGUGUUUCAGCCACUGGAGCAAAAUGAAGACUCUUUUAAAUGGAUUUUCUCUAAGGCACUUGAUGGGAAACCUUUGCAGUUCAAGUUACCCUCUGAGUUACAAGACAGGAGACUAUCUAAGUUAAAACCAGAUCUUCAAGAUAUGAAGCCUGAGGCAUUCAACCCUGGACUAAAGUUGGAAGAUGUGAAAGCUGAGCCCACAAACCCACAAACAACAGAGAAUGAGGAGGUCAGUUAUGAUGCAGACUUGCAUGUUGUGGGAUUCUCUGAGUUGGUACCAAUUUACAAUGUGGUACCUUCUGGACUCAAAGCCAGAAAUCAGAAGCGAAAUGAGAAACCUCACAAAUUAAGUCAGAAGCUUCAGCUUCAAAGUAUGAAGCCGUAUAUGCCACAGGUCAAGUCAUCAGACUUAUGUACAAAGCUUCAACACCUGAGAUCAAUGGAAUUCAACCCUGGGCCACAGUUGCAAGAUGUGAAGUCCUUUGAGUUGGGCCUGGGAACAGGUACACAGCCUUUAGGGUUCAACCCUGGGCCACAGUUGCAAGAUGUGAAGCCCUUUGAGUUGGGCCCGGGAACAGGUACACAGCCUUUAGGGUUCAACCCUGGGCCACAGUUGCAAGAUGUGAAGUCCUUUGAGUUGGGCCCGGGAACAGGUACACAGCCUUUAGGGUUCAACCCUGGGCCACAGUUGCAAGAUGUGAAGUCCUUUGAGUUGGGCCCGGGAACAGGUACACAGUCUUUAGGGUUCAACCCUGGGCCACAGUUGCAAGAUGUGAAGUCCUUUGAGUUGGGCCCGGGAACAGGUACACAGUCUUUAGGGUUCAACCCUGGGCCACAGUUGCAAGAUGUGAAGUCCUUUGAGUUGGGCCCGGGAACAGGUACACAGUCUUUAGGGUUCAACCCUGGGCCACAGUUGCAAGAUGUGAAGCCCUUUGAGUUGGGCCCGGGAACAGGUACACAGUCUUUAGGGUUCAACCCUGGGCCACAGUUGCAAGAUGUGAAGUCCUUUGAGUUGGGCCCGGGAACAGGUACACAGUCUUUAGGGUUCAACCCUGGGCCACAGUUGCAAGAUGUGAAGCCCUUUGAGUUGGGCCCGGGAACAGGCACACAGCCUUUAGGGUUCAACCCUGGGCCACAGUUGCAAGAUGUGAAGUCCUUUGAAUUGGGCCCGGGAACAGGUACACAGUCUUUAGGGUUCAACCCUGGGUCACAGUUGCAAGAAAUAAAACCUCCUGCAGUGGGCACAGAGGUCAAGCUGCUGGAAGAGUCGCCCCUGGAAUUCAAGCAUGAACCUAGAUUGCAGUGUAGCAGAUCCUAUGACUGGAAUCACAGUAAAAACGUUAUGGCACCCAACACUGGGAUACAAGUUGUAGAAUCAUCUGAGCUGCACCCUGGUCCAGACCUUCCGGGUAUAAAACCUAAGGUGUUCCGCUUUGGGUCACACUUGGAAGAUGUGAAUUCCGCAUGUACUCCCAAUAUAAAUUUUCAACAUGUAAGUUCCAGUGGGUAUAUAUCUGGGCCAUAUUUGCAAGAUGUGGAUUCCUCUACAUGCAUUCCAGAGCCAAACGGUCAGUGUAUAAACUCUGAGUGCAAUCCUGGAAUACAUUUGCCUGGAAUGAAUUCUUCCUCAUGCUUUUCAGGAUCAAAAUUGCAAUGUGUAGCUUCUACGGGGAGCAACCCUGAGUCACAUUUGCAAGACAUAAAUUCUACUGAAUGUACCCCAGAACCAAGUCCUCAGUGUGCGAAUUCUUCAGCGCAUACCCCAGGAUCAAAUCCUCAGUGUGCUGAUUCUCCUGCAUGCAUCUCAGAGCCAAGUCCUCAGUAUGCAAAUUCUUCUGCAUGUACCCCAGGGCCAAGUCCUCAGUGUGAAAAUUCUUCUGCAUGCACCUCAGAGCCAAGUCCUUUGUGCGAGAAUUCUUCUGUAUGUUCCCAAGGGUCAAGUUCUCCUUGUGUCAAUUCCACUGAGUGCACUCCUGAACCACACUUGCAAGGGGUGAAUCCUUCUGUAUACACCCCAGGGCAAAACCCUCUGUGUGAAAAUUCUAAUAGGUAUAAUCUUGGGCCACUUUUUCAAGGUAUGAAUUUUUGUACAUUCCCACCACCACAAAUUCUAUGUGUAAAUCCUGUUUGGUGCAAUACUAGAAUACAUUGGCAAGAUAUAAAUUCUUCUGCAUGUAACCUAAGACAAGAAUCUCAGUCUGUAAAUUCUAUUGGCUACAACCCUGGGCCACAUUUACAAGCUCUGAAAUUUCAAGAACAGUUGAAAGAUUUGAAGUCUGAAUUAACCCCAGAGUCAAACGAUUUGGGUAUAGCCCCCGGGAAAUACAACCCUGGUCCACAACAUCAAGGGAUGAAUUCUUCUGGGUUUAAUCCUGAGUCAAAACCUCAAUGCAUAAGUUCUGUAAAGCCCAGUUCAGGGCCACAGUUGCAAACCAUAAAGACCUUUGAGUUGACCCCUGGCUCAGAGUCUCAAAGUACAAAAUCUGUUCUGUUAAACUCUGGAUCGCCUUCUCAAGGUGUGAGGCCAUCUAAUUUAAUGCUAGGGGCAGAGUUUCAAAAGUUCCCAUUGAUGAAGAACCAGCUUGGGUCAUGGCAACAAAGCGUACAACCGAUAUCUGCCGUGAGGCCUCAGUCGAAUGGUGUGAAUUCAGUGGUUUUACCAAUACCGCCUCCUGAAGCCAGAACAUCUCCAGAGAAGAGUACAAAGACAUUGUUUUGUGCAAAUGCUGUAAAACUGACACCUGGUUAUGGUCUGCCUGACUUGAGAAGUAAGAUGUUUUCUCCAGAACCUUGUUUUCAAAACGUUCAAGAUGUGCAGUGGAAGCCAGGGUCACAGUCCCAAAGUGUGGGUUCUUCAGAAUUGAUCUCAAGCCACGGUUCACAGCAUGCUAUGCCUUCCCUUAUACCAAAGCCAUGUUUCCAAGAUACAAACACUAAGCAGCCGAGGAUAGGACCCCAACAGCAAAGUCUGAAUGGCCAACUGUUUCCUUCAGAGGAGAAACCAGUGAUGGCGGCGUCACCACAGUUCACCAGGAAGCUCUUAGGACCAGCACUGACUAGCGUCAAAUUUUCAAAUUUGUCACUGAAACCACAGCAGCAAAAUAAGAAAUCUUUGGCUUUUACUUCAGAGCCAAAGUGUCAAAAUGUAAAACAUGUAAAAUUGUCAUCAGUGUCUUUGCCAGACACUGAAAAACCUGUGCAGUUACCACCAAAAUCGAUCCUUCAGAGUGUGAAACGUGGGAACCUAAUGCCCCAGACAACUGACCCAGUCACAAAGUCCUCUGAAGUCAAAUAUAGACCAAAGCGACAGGUGGUAGACUUUUCAGAGAUGAGUAUGAAGCCUAGGAGUCAAGUCCCUAAAUCGGUGAACUUUAUGUCACCACCAAUUUGUCAAGAUGUGGAGUCUUUAGAUAUGGCAAAAGGGUUGGGACAUGAAAGCCAAGAAAUGAUGGAGAGAUCUAUGAGCUUGAGCUCCAAACCAACAGAUAAAGGUAUAGAAUCAUUAGAGAUGCCCCUGGAGAUGGAUAUUCAAGUAACAGAAUUGGUUGAUCUGACUCCAACACCAAGUGAUCAAGAUUCAGAAUCCUCAGAACCAAACCUCCAGAAAAGCCACCAGAUUCCAAAAACUCCUGAGUUACAUUCUUGGUUGUGGUCUCAAUUUCAAGGUUUCAAGAAGUUACAGACAAAAGAAAUUCCAGAAUCUGAUAAAGUGACCCUCGACUUCAAGAAUCACGACGCAGACACGAUAGGGUUGACUUGUGAAGCAAGGCAGCAAGGGGAAGAAUUUCCUAGAAUGUCUCCAAAGCCAGUAAACAAAGAGACUGGAUUUGUAGAAACAUCUCCAAGGUCAUGUCUUCAAGACUUAGGACUUCUGGGGUUGGGCUCUAAGAAAAGAUCUCAAGGGGGGCAAUCUGUAGUAUCAACACCAAGGCCAGUCUGUCACACCCCAGAUUUUGCUUCAGGGAUAACACCAGGGCCAGAACCUCAUAUCCUCAAAUCUAGAAAUUUGGCCUCUAUGCCCUGGCUGCAAAAAGCAUCCUCUGAGUUGUCAUGGAAGCAAACCAGUCAAGUUGUGGGAAAUAGUGACUCUGUAGAGCUCACCUUUGGUACACGGCAGCCAGGCGGGGUAGCAGCUAAGCUAAGAAAACUUCAGAAUCUGAGCUUGGAAAAUGCAAGCAUCACUUCGCUAGAAUCACCGGAUCCAAUGAUAAACUUUGUAGGGAUUAGUCCAAAGCCACGAGAUCAAGUGACAGAAUCUGCGAAGACACAGCUUCCAGUUCCUCAAUCAGUUGCCCUCCCAAAAGUUUCUGAAUCUGUGGAAGUGAUCCCUGGGCCACCACUUCAAGUUACAAAGUCUGUGAUGAUUCCAGAGACCACCUCUCAAGAGUCAAAAUACAAUGAUUUGACUCCCAGAACACACGAUGUGGUAAGUUCAGCAUUUGCUCCAAGCCUUUGGCUACAAAAUGUGCAAUCCAAGAAAUUAAUCCGAGAGCCCACACAUCAGGUUUCAGAAACGAUACGAAGACAAGGCUUUCGAGUUAUAAAGACUGUAUUAAUUCCCAAACCACUGCUUCUGGUUGUAAAAUCUGAAGAAGUGGCACCAGGACCAUGUCCUCAGGUUGUAGAACCAAUAGGACUCACCAUGAGAUCGAACAUUAAAGUAAAUGGGUGUUUAAAUUUGCUCCCAAAACCACAUCUUCAAGACCUGGUUAAACCUAUGGCGUUAACUUCAAGGGCAGAGAGUAAAGUGACUUCUGCAGAAUUGAUCCUUCCACAAACAUCUCUCCUUAAGGAACCUACAGUGUUAAUUCAUGAGCAAAGGCUUCAGGCUGAAAAAUCUCUAGGCCUCAAAACAGAGUCUCCUAAAGUCAUGAAAACUGAGGGUCCAAAUCAAGGAUUGGUGUGUCAGAAUAAAGACUCAAAGAUGAUCACAUCAACAACGUUACAGGCAGAGAAUUACUUAUCUAGGUUCAUACACAGCCCUUCAAUCCAAUUUCUUUCAAGUGGUGACCAAACAACUGAAUUAGAGCACCUUCAGGGUUCUGGGGUGCCAGAAGUUCCAAGAGCUUUUAGUCUUAAAAAUCUUGGUGUUGGUAUUUUGCAGUCUUCAAAGUCCUAUGCAGACACUAUUAUGAUAAAAUCUUCAGUUCUUCCCUUGGUCCUUCAAAAUUUACCUUCUGAUAAGACAGGGGACACUGAGGGAACCUCAUAUCCUGAGAUCUGGAGCAUGAAUAUCUUAUCUAAGGCAGAAGCUGAAAAGGAGAAAAUGGAAGAAUUCCAGAGGUAUUCUUCAUAUUCAUUGAGAUUACUAUCAGAGGAGUUCCAGGCAGGAUUAGGGGCUCGAAGAAGCUCUAUCCGUUCUUUUCUGGGCAUACAACAGAAUGUCUGGGAAAGUCAUGUCAGUAGGCAGAGACUACCUAGGAGAUAUCUCUCCAGUAUGCUAAUGCUGGGGAAUGUCCUGGGAACCACUAUGGAAAGGAAGCCGUGUUCUCAAUCAUUUUUAACAGAAGGAUCCACUAUGGACAUCUGUCAGUCGAUUCAGAAUUUAUUUGGGGUUCCAGCUGAACUGAUGGAAUUUUCUCAAAGCCUGUUAGAGAGGGGUCCGAGGACCAUUUCUCAGACUUCAGUGGUUAAAAACUAUAUUCAGAGACAUAUUUUAUGUCACAGUAAUGAGAAGAAAAUGCCUUUAAAGAUGUGGACGCGUGGCUCCACAUCUUCCAUAAUACAGCAGUACUCUGGUACUCGAGUAGGAGUCAAGAAAACGAGCUCAAAGCUCAGUGAUAUACUCCAGGAAGUCACUGAGCAUGUGUCUGUCUCAUGCACCAGGGCCCCGUUUCCUGCCUUGAUGAAAUCAGAGUCUACUCUUGAGAUACUCUACACGAGGGAAGAUUCUGUUUCCAUGGAGCAGGGUAAAAUACCACCAUGCGUUUCACCGACUAGGACUUUUGCGUCUCAGCAUUCACUGAAGACAAGUUCUCUCUCUCAGUCCAAAACCGAUAUCUCAGAACAACUCCAAUUGCUAAAAGAUCUACAGCUAAAAAUCGCAGGAAAACUCCUAAGGAGUCAAAUACCCCACAAUGUCCCUCCACCUCUAGCGACAGGUCUUGUCCUAAAAUAUCCCAUCUGCUUACAGUGUGGCCGGUGUUCAGGAUUUAAUUGCUGUCAUAAGUUACAGUCUGCCUACGGGCCGUACCUCCUUAUCUAUCCACAGCUCCACCUUUUAAGCACCCCUGAAGGCCAUGGUGAGAUUCGGUUGCAUCUUGGAUUUAGAUUACGAACUGGGAAAAGACCUCAAGUCUCAAAGUACCACGGAAGAAAUCGAGCGGAUGCUCGGAAGAGUGCCGCAUCACCAUCACGGAGGAAAGCUAGAUUCUCUACAACGCCUUCCAAGAGUCCUACUCCUAGGGGAACGUUCCAGUCCGGAUCUUCCCCGUCUCCUGCUUCUGUACAAUUCCACACUCAACAAAAGCAAUGGUAUAGUCCUGGUGUGGUAGGAAAGGCAACAGCCAAAGACUAUGAAUUCUGUCAGGUUCACUCCGUAUCAGAGAGUGAGUAUGAAAGCAAUCAGGAUGAAAAAUGGGUUAAGUCAAGCCUUAGAAAGGCCUCUGUCUUAACAUAUCCAGUGAAGAAAAUCACCAAGGGACCUAAAAUGCAAAACACAAGGCUCUACAAAAUCAGUACAAAAGAGGCCCAUUCUAGAACCCUGAAGGGUGUUACAAGAAACAGAAUUGGAACCACUCAAACAAACUCUGUUUCUACCAAGAGACAACCUAAGAAAUCCUCCCAGCCCAAAUUCAUCCAACUGCUCUUUCACGGCCUGAGGCAGGCAUUCCAAGCGGCACACAGAAUUGUGACUUUUACUGGACAGAAACUUGAGUAUAAGAUGAGGCCAGACAAUUUGUGGUCAGUCAAAAACUUGCACCCCAAACAAAGAGCCAAGGAUUAUAACUUAAUGGGAGAUAGCAAAGGAACCAGGACACCAGGUGUCAGGCACAGGUCAACAAGCGCAACCCCUAAGCAAAAGGACAAGUUGCAGGGAGCAAGUGAGCGCUAUAGACAAGCUCAACAGCCCAAACAAGUGAGCCCUCUUGUACCCAAACCCUCGCAAUUGCCGCAGACCAUGGUUUGUGAAAAAGAUGUCUUUAACCAAGCUACUUCAGUCCCAGAACCUGUGAAGAGAAUUCAAAAUGUCUAUAUUAUAGCAAAGAAAACCUGUAGUAAUGAAAUAUCCACUCCAGAGUCUAAGAACGUUUCUAAAGUAGGAGCCAAAUUUCAGGCCCAAGAGAGGAUUGUAUCUAACCACCUCUUGAAGGGAACCCUGCAGAGUCACUUUGAAAAGAAACCCAUAAACAAGGAAGAACAACAAGGCUUGUUCGGGGAGAAAACCCUAUGUAAUAAGCCAUCUGAAAGGACCCAUAGCAGGCUUCCUCAGAGAACUCAUCGACGAAGUCUCUCUGAGAGGAGACAUCAUAGUCGUCCUCAGAGAAGGCAUAGCAGUCCCUCUGACAGAACCCUUAGAAGUCUUUCUGAGAGGAGUCAUCGCAGCCCCUCCCAGAGAAAUAGUCUUAGUUCCUCUGUAAGAACCUAUCACAGUCUUUCUGACAGGAGCCAUCACAGUCUCUUUAAGGGGAGAGGUCACAGUCCCUCAAGGAGGAACCGUCGCAGUCCCUCAAGGAGAAGCCCUCAAAAUUCCUUAAGAAGGAGCCCUCACAGUCCCUCAAGGAGGCAAUCUCGAAAUCUUUCCGGGAGUAGCCAUCACAGUCCCUCAUGGAGUAGCCUUCGAAGUCCUUCAGGGAGACCUCGCAGUCCCUCAAGGAGAAGUCCUCGCAGUCCCUCAAGAAGUCCUCGAAGUCCCUCAAGAAGUCCUAGCAGUCCCUUAAGGAGGAACCCUCACAGGCGCUCAGGGAGGAGCCCUCACAGGCGCUCAGGGAGGAGCCCUCACAGGCGCUCAGGGAGGAGUCCUCACAGUCUCUCAGGGAGGAGCCCUCACAGGCGCUCAGGGAGGAGUCUUCACAGUCUUUCAGGGAGGAGCCCUCACAGGCGCUCAGGGAGGAGUCCUCGUAGACCUCUAGAGAGAAGAAGACACAGUCCCUCUGUGAAGAAGAGUCUACACAGUCUGUCUGAGGGGAGCCAACAGAGUCCCUCUUCUCUGAGAUGCCCCAGUCCUUUGCAGAGGUCACUGGGCAGUCAUUCAGAAAAGAGCCCUGGUAGUUUCUCUGAGAGAUCCAUUUCCAUUCCCUCUGGCUGGAAAAGACACAGUUCUGGAGUAACCCUGUAUACUUCCUCUAAGCCCAGGCUACACAGGCAUUCUUCCAGACUCACCCGCAGUCAUUCUGAGAGAACUCAUUCUGAGAGAAGUCACUACAGUCCCUCUGAAAGCAGACACAGUUAUUCUGACGGGAUGCACCGCACUCACUCUGUGAGGACCCAUCACUGUCACCAUGAGAGACCUUAUCACAGUCUCAAGGAGAGGCUCAAGCAUAGUUCCCUUAAGGAGAGAGUCAAACGUAGCUUGGCUAAAGAGAUCAUGUCUUCCAGGGACCACACCAAAAAAUGCAAAAGCUGGACAAGUUUGGAGGCAUGAAGUUAGUGGAUAAGAUCUGCCCCUAUUAAGUGUAUUCCUGCUCAGCCACAGCCUGCACCCUCAGCAAUGAAAGAGCUAUCUGGGAGGGAAGGGGAAAAGAAUGGAUCUAUAAUUUAAGAUCAAUAAAGGGGCGAUUUGAACUCCA
Molecule: messenger RNA, 17387 nt
Organism: Rattus norvegicus (Norway rat)
Lineage: Eukaryota; Metazoa; Chordata; Mammalia; Rodentia; Muridae
Source: RefSeq, a predicted model, not a curated record